AGUCACAGUCAGUAUCAAACUCGAUCGGUAUCAGGACAGUCCGAUGUGUUUCUGAUCAUGCUCGGACGAUGUGAACUUUAAUUUGAACUCAUGAUCUCACAGAAGAUGGUCGCAGCACACAGCUCGAGCUCCUCUGCAUCUGCUGAGUGGAUCUGCUGUCUGGAUAAGAGACCAGAGGAACGCUCAGGGGAAGAUGUGGACAUUAUUUUGGCCCGUCUGAAAAGUGUGAAGGCCUUUGAAAAGUUCCACCCUUCUCUAUUUCAGCAGAUCUGUCUGUGUGGCUUCUACGAAUGUCUGGAGAAAGGCAUCACCCUGUACAGGCAGGGUGAUAUCGGCACUAACUGGUAUGCUGUCCUGUCUGGGUCUCUGGAUGUCAAAGUGUCUGAGACAGCAAACCAUCAGGAUGCUGUCACCAUCUGUACGCUGGGCAUCGGCACAGCUUUUGGGGAGUCAAUACUGGACAACACUCCACGGCACGCCACCAUCGUCACCCGAGAGUUCAGUGAACUGCUGCGGAUUGAGCAGAGGGACUUCAGGAGCCUGUGGGAGAAGUAUCGUCACUGUAUGGCUGGUCUUCUGGUCCCUCCCUAUGGUGUUAUGGAGAGCGGCCCGAACACUGAUAGAAUGCCUGACAAAGACAACCUGAGCAACAUCUCACCUGGAUCCUCAUUCAAACACUUAAAAAAGGUGCAUUCAGAAAAGAUCUUGCGAGCAGGUAAAGUGUUAAGAAACACCAUCCUGUCCCGAGCGCCUCACAUGAUCAGAGACAGAAAAUACCACCUGAAGUCAUACAGGCAGUGCUGCAUGGGAACGGAGCUUGUUGAUUGGCUGUUGCAGCACACUUCCUGUGUGCACUCUCGUGUUCAGGCGGUGGGCAUGUGGCAGGUGCUGCUGGAGGAGGGAGUUUUAAACCACGUGGAUCAAGAGCUGAGCUUUCAAGAUAAAUAUAUUUUCUAUCGCUUCCUGGAGGACGAAAUGGAGGACGCCCCUCGUCCCAACGAAGAGGAAAAGAAAGAGAGUGACGAAGAGCUGCAGGACUCCCUCCUCCUCCUCUCUCAGAUCGGACCUGACGCCCAUCUGCGGAUGAUCCUGAAGAAACAGCCUGGACAGAGGACAUCAGAUGACUUAGAGAUCAUUUAUGAGGAGCUGCUGCAUAUAAAGGCCUUAUCACAUCUCUCCACUACUGUGAAGAGGGAAUUAUCCGGGGUUUUAAUCUUCGAGUCUCAUGCGAAAGCAGGCACGGUGUUGUUUAAUCAGGGGGAGGAAGGGACGUCUUGGUACAUCAUCCUGAAGGGCUCAGUUAAUGUGGUCAUCUAUGGGAAGGGUGUGGUAUGCACACUUCAUGAGGGAGAUGACUUUGGCAAGCUGGCUCUGGUGAAUGAUGCACCUCGGGCCGCAUCCAUUGUACUGAGAGAAGACAACUGCCACUUCCUCAGGGUUGACAAAGAGGACUUCAACAGGAUCCUCAGGGAUGUGGAGGCAAACACGGUCCGUCUGAAGGAACACGAAGAGGAUGUGUUAGUUUUGGAGAAGAGUAACAGCAGAGGGUCCAGUUCUUCUCCUCUAAAGUACACUGUGAUGUCAGGGACUCCGGAGAAGAUCCUGGAACAUCUUCUGGAGACAAUGAAACUCGAUUCUCAGUUCACAGACUCAGAUCCCGCUAUGGAUGACUUUUUACUUAUGCACGGUGUCUUUGUCCCAAACAGUCAGCUGUGUCCUCUCCUCGUGGCCCACUAUCACGCUCAGGCGUCUCAGGGCAGUGAACAGGAGAGGAUGGAUUACUCUCUCAAUAACAAACGCAGAGUCAUUCGUCUGGUGUUACAGUGGGCUGCCAUUAACACAGACCACCUGCAAGAAGAGGACACCUCCUUUAACUUCCUCCAGGAUUUCUAUGAGACGGUGUGCGUAGACUCCAGACUUAUUCCAGCUCUGAAGGAUCAUCUGCCUGGACUAGAGAAGAUCGUGAAGCAAAAUUCAGAUGACGACAGACCCUUUCGAAAAAAGCACAAAGUCUUACUACGUCAGUUCAGCACGGGCAGCGACAGACUGCUCAAGCGACAGCCAAUCAGGAGCACCGAUGAGAUUCUCUUUAAAGUGUUCUGCAGUGAUCACACCUACACCACAAUAAGAGUGCCUGUUGCCGCGUCUGUCAGAGAGGUCAUCGCCGCGGUAACGGAUAAACUGGGGUCAGGCGAGGAACUUCUGCUCAUCCACCUCGGCUCGGCAGGAGAUAAAGAGGUUCUGAAGUCGUCUGAUGUGUCCAUCUUCUCCUCACUGAGCAUUAACGCUCGUCUGUUCGUCUGCACCAGAGAUCAGCUGGACUCUUUGACUCCUCUGCCGGAGCAGGAGGGUCCGUCUGCAGGGUCCAUGUCCACGUUUGAGCUCAUGAGCUCUAAAGAUCUGGCUCAUCACAUGACGCUGUAUGACUGGGAACUCUUCGACUGUGUACAUGAGCAUGAGUUGAUCUAUCACACGUUCGGGCGGCAGCAUUUUAAGAAGACCACAGCUAAUCUGGAUCUGUUCCUGCGGAGGUUCAAUGAGGUGCAGCUGUGGGUGGUCACAGAGGUUUGUUUGUGUCCCACACUUAGCAAACGUGUCCAGCUUCUCAAGAAGUUCAUCAAGAUCGCAGCGCACUGUAAAGAGUUUAAGAACUUGAACUCAUUCUUUGCCGUUAUCAUGGGUCUGGCAAAUCCAGCCGUCUGUCGACUAAAUCAGACGUGGGAGAAACUGCCGAGCAAGUUUAAGAAGUUUUACGGAGAGUUUGAAAACCUGAUGGAUCCUUCCAGGAAUCACAGAGCGUACCGACUAACAAUGGCCAAGCUAGAACCUCCCAUCAUCCCUUUCAUGCCUUUACUGAUCAAAGAUAUGACAUUCACACACGAGGGUAACAAAACGUUCACUGACAGACUGGUCAACUUUGAGAAGAUGCGAAUGAUCGCGAACACGGUGAGAAUCGUGAGAUACUGCAGAAGUCAGCCAUUUAAUCAAGAAGCACCUCAGGUAGCAGGUAAAAACCAUCAGGACGUGUGGAGCUACGUGCGCCAUAUAAGUGUGAUUGACAACCAGCGUACCCUAUCACAGCUCUCCCACCGGCUUGAGCCGCGCCGGACCUGAGCCGCAUCACUACAGAACUACAGUAUCAGUGCUGCUUUAUGUCCGCCAGUGAAUAAGCUAUAGAUGUAUUAAACAUCCCUGCACAGUAAAGUCUUAACAUGCCUCCUUACGAGUACUUUUCUGGUUUUGACUGCUUGUUUGAAAGUGUGGCUUCAUCUCAGUGUACGGCUUCAUAUCACUCUGCACAAUGUUCUUCUUUCACCUUGCUUCCAGGCUAAAGAAGCUCUCUCUUAGUCCACAAUAUUAUUUCAUAAUCAUCUGUUUUACACACAUUUCUUUAAAUGUAAACAGAAUCGUCUUGUUUAACCUAAAGCUUCUUUUACGGAGUCUAACUCGCUCUGCAUUUUUCUUUCUGAUUGCGUUUUACUUAAGAAGGAGGCGAGGAGGACAUGUUGAUCUGAGACCAAAUGAUUAUAUUUCUUAUAUUCGUUUGUGAAUAUGUUUUGAACUGGAUGUACGUUUUGUUAAGAUAUUUAUAUCGUCUUUGGCAUGAAGUAAAUACAUAUCUAAAUGAAUUGAUAAGAGCACAUUCAGAAGCCUCUCCGUGGCUCGACCGUGAACUUUAUACCUUUCUCUGUGAUGUGUAAAUAAACCUGUAUUAAGAUGCA
Molecule: messenger RNA, 3722 nt
Organism: Triplophysa dalaica
Lineage: Eukaryota; Metazoa; Chordata; Actinopteri; Cypriniformes; Nemacheilidae
Gene: rapgef4a
Product: Rap guanine nucleotide exchange factor 4a
Exons: 30
Coding region: 91-3114 (1007 amino acids)
Biological process (GO): positive regulation of GTPase activity; Ras protein signal transduction
Cellular component (GO): plasma membrane
Molecular function (GO): guanyl-nucleotide exchange factor activity
Source: RefSeq, a predicted model, not a curated record